This is a messenger RNA of Arabidopsis thaliana (thale cress), 764 nucleotides long. Its product is annotated as Histone superfamily protein. Gene Ontology annotation, cellular component: nucleosome; nucleus; chromosome. The transcript has a single exon. The record is from RefSeq and is marked reviewed. NCBI's taxonomy places the organism in Eukaryota, Viridiplantae, Streptophyta, Magnoliopsida, Brassicales, Brassicaceae. Gene Ontology annotation, molecular function: protein heterodimerization activity; structural constituent of chromatin; DNA binding. Bases 203 to 613 code for a protein of 136 amino acids.
CUCUUAUAUCCGUUGAUUAAAAACCAAUGAACGAUCCAGAUCUAAUCCCGCUGAAAAAGAAAAGCGAAAUAUUUUCCCUCCCACUUCUUGUAAUUUCCAGACGAUAAAUAUCCCCUUCCUCAAUCGAAACAAACUAUCCAGAUCUCAACUUUCUCUCAUCUUCAAAUUAAAAUCAAACAGUUUCUUAAUAACAUUUUACUUCAUGGCUCGUACCAAGCAGACGGCUAGGAAAUCAACCGGAGGAAAGGCUCCAAGGAAGCAGCUGGCGACAAAAGCGGCGAGGAAAUCUGCUCCGGCCACCGGAGGAGUGAAGAAGCCACACAGAUUCAGACCCGGAACUGUUGCUUUAAGAGAAAUCAGGAAGUACCAGAAGAGCACUGAGCUUCUUAUCCGUAAACUCCCUUUCCAGAGGCUUGUCAGAGAGAUCGCUCAGGACUUCAAAACCGAUCUUCGUUUCCAGAGCAGUGCCGUCGCCGCUCUUCAGGAAGCUGCUGAAGCUUACCUCGUCGGACUCUUCGAAGACACCAAUCUCUGCGCCAUUCACGCCAAGAGGGUCACGAUCAUGCCCAAGGACAUCCAGCUCGCGAGAAGAAUCAGAGGAGAACGAGCUUAGAUCUAAGUAUUCUGGUUACUCUUGUGUUUUGAUUAGAACCAUAAGAUUGUAAAAUUUCAAGUUAAAUCCAAGGGUUAUAAUAUUAAUUCCAAGCAAUUAUCUUUUGUUCUAUCAAAGUAUUGACUUUUUAGUUGACUUUAUUAAUCACUAA